Molecule: messenger RNA, 1017 nt
Organism: Tauraco erythrolophus (red-crested turaco)
Lineage: Eukaryota; Metazoa; Chordata; Aves; Musophagiformes; Musophagidae
Source: RefSeq, a predicted model, not a curated record
GUGCAGCCUCCAGAUCCGGCCAGCAUCCGUGUGCUUCGGGGCCACCAGUUGCCUGUGACCUGCCUGGUCAUCUCUCCAGAUGACAGGUUCAUCUUUUCCGCUUCUAAGGACGGCUCCGUUAUCAAAUGGGAGGUGGAGAGUGGGAAGAGGCUGUGCGUGGUGCCCGGGGGGAAGAAGGGCACCGAGGAGCGGCACAUGGGGCACGCGUCCCACGUCCUCUGCAUGGCCAUCUCCUCGGACGGCAAGUACCUGGCCACGGGAGACAGGAACAAGCUGAUCAUGAUUUGGGACACAACCACCUGCAAGCGACUACACAUCUUCACUGGACACCGCGACGCCGUCUCGGGUCUGUCCUUCCGGAAGGGCACACACCAGCUGUACAGUGCCUCCCAUGACCGCUGCGUCAAAGUCUGGAACGUGGCAGAGAACGCAUAUGUGGAGACCCUGUUUGGGCACCAGGACGGCAUCAUGGGGCUGGACAGCCUGAGCCGGGAGUGCUGCGUGACGGCAGGGGGGCGCGACGGCACCGUGCGGCUCUGGAAGAUCCCCGAGGAGUCGCAGCUCGUGUUUUGUGGGCACCAGGGCUCCAUCGACUGUAUCCAGCUCAUCAACGAGGAGCACAUGGCAUCAGGCUCUGAUGAUGGGUCCGUAGCCCUGUGGGGGCUGACGAAGAAGAAGCCACUGGCACUGGCCCAGCAGGCACAUGGCAUGCAGGACGCUCAGGGCUUGCAGCAGCCAUACUGGAUCUCAGCGGUGGCUGCCCUGCGCAACAGUGACCUCCUGGCUACAGGCUCCCACAAUACCAGUGUGAAGCUCUGGAAGUGCGGUGAUGGAUUUCGGAAGCUGGAGCCCCUCUGUGACAUCCCCUUGGUAUGGAUGGGGGGGAUGCCCUCAGUCUCUCUCAUCUACAGGCUUGGACGAUGGUGGAGAGUCAAAGAAGCCAAAAACAGCAUCUGCAUCAUCCCGCUGAAGCGGAGGGCCGCAGCCCCCAGCUCUGAAGCCCCUGACAGCUCCUAG